Messenger RNA from Aspergillus oryzae RIB40, 1452 nucleotides. Its product is annotated as serine/threonine protein kinase CBK1. The record is from RefSeq and is a predicted model, not a curated record. Gene Ontology annotation, molecular function: protein serine/threonine kinase activity; ATP binding. NCBI's taxonomy places the organism in Eukaryota, Fungi, Ascomycota, Eurotiomycetes, Eurotiales, Aspergillaceae. Gene Ontology annotation, biological process: intracellular signal transduction; peptidyl-serine phosphorylation. The transcript is spliced from 4 exons. Bases 1 to 1452 code for a protein of 483 amino acids.
AUGCCUCGCAGCCCCCGUACUCCCGCCGAGAACGAAGAACUCCAACGCUACCCAGAGCGAUACUCAGAGAAUAUCCAUAAGCGUGGUAAGGCCGCGAAAGAGCUGGUGAACGUUUUCUUCCACGAGAACAUUGAGCGUGCGCGCGAUCGUAACAUGCGUUCAACGAAUCUGGACAAGAUGAUCCAGGACCCGAGUAUCUCCAAGGAUGCGAAGCGUCAGGAGGGAGAAACUAUUGCGAAGAAGGAGUCGAACUUCCUCCGAUUCCUCCGGACCAAGGAGACACCGUCGAACUUCCAGACUAUCAAGGUUAUUGGAAAGGGUGCAUUCGGUGAGGUUAAGCUUGUGCAAAGGAAGACCGACGGCAAGAUCUAUGCGCUCAAGUCUUUGAUCAAGACUGAGAUGUUUAAGAAGGAUCAGCUGGCUCACGUUCGCGCCGAACGUGAUAUCUUGGCUGACUCCAAGGAUAACCCAUGGCUUGUGAAGUUGCACGCUUCGUUCCAGGACUCCGCAUACCUCUACCUGUUGAUGGAGUUCUUACCUGGUGGUGACCUGAUGACCAUGUUAAUCAAGUACGAAAUUUUCUCCGAAGACAUUACUAGAUUCUACAUGGCAGAGAUUGUGAUGGCUAUCGAAGCAGUCCACAAACUAGGCUUCCUUCAUCGUGAUAUUAAGCCUGACAAUAUUCUUCUCGACCGUGGUGGUCAUGUUAAGCUUACCGAUUUCGGUCUCUCGACUGGUGGCAAGAAGACUCACGACAAUUCGUACUAUCAAAACUUGUUGAAAAAUUCUACCUCCAAGGAUAAGAACCGUAACUCGGGAUACUUUAACGAUGCGAUUAACCUGACGGUAUCAAACCGUGGCCAAAUUAAUACCUGGAGAAAGUCCCGUCGAGCCAUGGCUUAUUCAACGGUUGGCACGCCUGACUACAUUGCGCCUGAAAUCUUCAACGGCCAAGGAUAUACUUAUCUUUGCGAUUGGUGGUCAGUCGGUGCCAUCAUGUUUGAAUGUCUUGUGGGAUGGCCACCUUUCUGUGCCGAAGACACCACCGAUACCUACCGGAAGAUCGUGAACUGGAGGGAGUGUCUCUACUUCCCUGAAGAGCUUACUCUUUCCCGCGAAUCCGAGGGCUUAAUCCGAAGCUUCCUUUGUGACGCAGAGCACCGUGUUGGCAACGACGGCGGCCAAUUCGGUGGUGCCACACAAAUCAAGAACCAUCCGUUCUUCCGUGGUGUUGUUUGGGAGCAGCUUCGCAAUAUUCGUGCUCCAUUCGAACCUCGAUUGAGCUCCAAUAUUGACGUGUCAUACUUCCCUAUUGACGAAAUUCCUCAGGAAGAUACCAGUGCUAUCCAUCGUGCUCAGGCCCGUGCCAUGCCCGAGGAACAGGAGGCUGAAAUGAGCCUUCCGUUUAUCGGAUACACAUACAAGGCAUUCAAUGCCUUCCAGAACAACUGA